Entamoeba invadens IP1 is the source of this 390-nucleotide messenger RNA. RefSeq lists its product as hypothetical. The record is from RefSeq and is a predicted model, not a curated record. Bases 1 to 390 code for a protein of 129 amino acids. NCBI's taxonomy places the organism in Eukaryota, Evosea, Mastigamoebida, Endamoebidae. The transcript has a single exon.
AUGCAAAUAUACUUUGAUUUGGACUCUGAAUGUGCAAAAAUUGAAGUUGAACAAGAAAAUGAUUUGAUAACAAACAUGCAAAUUUUGGGGUAUUUAAAUGAAACAGAUAAUAAUGAAAGUGUUUAUUCAGAUGAAACCAAUUGUGUUUUAUUUGAGGAAAAAAUUGAAGUCGAUAAAGAAAACCAAAAUGUUGAUAUGGAAAUGGAAGAAAAUGAAAAUGCUCAACUAAUUAUAAACAGUAAAAGAUUGAUGGUUAAUAAAAAACAAAAAGAAAUAUCCAAAAAAGAAAAAGAAAAAAUUAACAACGAAAAAAAACCAAAGAAAAAAAGAGUAAGUGAUUAUGAGAAAGCGGAAAAAUUAAAACGUGCAAUGAAAAAAUACAAAAAAUAA